Messenger RNA from Rana temporaria (common frog), 3059 nucleotides. RefSeq names its product copine 4 (gene CPNE4). The record is from RefSeq and is a predicted model, not a curated record. The transcript has 16 exons. Gene Ontology annotation, molecular function: calcium-dependent phospholipid binding. Gene Ontology annotation, cellular component: plasma membrane. Lineage: Eukaryota; Metazoa; Chordata; Amphibia; Anura; Ranidae. The coding region runs from base 368 to 2029 and encodes 553 amino acids. Gene Ontology annotation, biological process: cellular response to calcium ion.
UGAUGAGCCAGAGAAGGUGGAUUAUUCUCAUUGUGUGUGCAGUCUCCUACUCACAGACCUCUCACUCCUUCCAUCCCACUUUCACCACUCCACAUCUCCUCUUUUCCCUCGUCUGACUAGUCCUCCAUCCAAGUGAUAAGAUCUGGGCACAGCAUCCUACCCUCCAGGCAUCCUUUAACUUCCUUGGGCACUGAGGAUGGAGCUGGGAUUUUCAGAGGUACCCUCAAACUCAUCAGCUUACAAAACCAUCUUUCUUAUGUAACUACAGCCAAAGGGACUGCAAGAGAUCUAAAGGAAAGGAACUUUUUUUUUAUAAAGCAUCUGGACUAGUCAAACCUACAGUGAUCUUCUGCAUUAAGGUGCGAAGAUGAGCAACAUUUAUGAAUCAGCAGCCAAUACCCUUGGCAUUUUCAAUAGCCCAUGUCUCGCAAAGGUGGAACUAAGAGUUUCUUGCAAGGGAAUAUCAGACAGAGAUGCACUAUCCAAGCCGGAUCCCUGUGUCAUCUUGAAAAUGCAGUCACAUGGACAGUGGUUUGAGGUAGACCGAACAGAAAUCAUCAGAACAUGCAUCAACCCUAUUUUCUCAAAGAUUUUCACAGUUGACUUCUAUUUUGAGGAAGUUCAGCGCCUACGUUUUGAAGUGCAUGACAUAAGCAGUAAUCACAAUGGCCUGAAAGAUGCCGACUUCCUGGGUGGUAUGGAGUGCACUUUGGGGCAAAUUGUAUCACAAAGGAAGCUGUCAAAAUCGUUGCUGAAGCAUGGAAACACAGCAGGGAAAUCAUCUAUAACGGUGAUUGCUGAAGAGUUAUCUGGAAAUGAUGACUAUGUUGAACUGUCUUUCAGUGCCCGAAAAUUAGAUGACAAGGACUUUUUCAGCAAAUCGGACCCGUUCUUGGAAGCUUUCAGAAUGAACGAUGAUGGUACACAACAGCUGGUUCACAGAACCGAGGUUGUCAUGAAUAAUUUAAACCCAGCCUGGAAAACCUUUAAAGUCUCAGUAAACUCCCUGUGCAGUGGCGAUCAUGAUCGAAAGCUAAAGUGUAUAGUCUGGGACUGGGAUUCUAAUGGAAAACAUGACUUCAUUGGAGAGUUCACUUCAACGUUUAAAGAAAUGAGAGGAGCCAUGGAAGGAAGGCAGGUGCAAUGGGAAUGCAUAAAUCCAAAAUACAGAAUGAAAAAGAAAAACUACAAAAAUUCUGGCAUUGUAAUCCUUAAUCAGUGUAAGAUUCACAAAAUGCAUUCAUUUUUAGACUAUAUCAUGGGUGGAUGUCAAAUCCAGUUUACAGUAGCAAUUGACUUCACAGCAUCUAAUGGAGACCCACGGAACAGCUGCUCUCUGCACUACAUCCAUCCUUACCAGCCCAAUGAGUAUCUAAAAGCACUUGUGGCUGUUGGGGAAAUUUGCCAAGAUUAUGACAGUGACAAAAUGUUUCCUGCUUUUGGUUUUGGUGCCAGAAUACCUCCAGAUUACAAGGUUUCACAUGACUUUGCAAUAAAUUUUAAUGAAGACAACCCAGAAUGUGCAGGUAUACAAGGUGUAGUGGAAGCCUAUCAGAAUUGCCUCCCUAAGUUACAGCUCUAUGGACCAACCAACAUUGCUCCCAUUAUCCAGAAAGUGGCCAUGUCUGCCUCAGAGGAGACCCACAAAAUGGAGUCCACGCAAUACUUUAUUCUUCUCAUCUUAACGGAUGGUGUAAUCACAGACAUGGCUGACACCAGAGAAGCUAUAGUUCAUGCCUCACAUCUUCCCAUGUCAGUCAUUAUUGUCGGGGUUGGCAAUGCAGAUUUCAGUGAUAUGCAGAUGCUGGAUGGAGAUGACGGAAUACUGAGGUCACCUAAGGGAGAGCCGGUGCUUCGGGACAUUGUUCAGUUUGUGCCAUUCAGGAAUUUCAAACACGCCUCACCAGCUGCCCUUGCAAAAAGUGUUCUGGCUGAAGUUCCAAACCAGGUUGUGGACUAUUACAAUGGCAAAGGGAUCAAACCAAAAUGUGUGUCAGACUAUGAGUCUUCCAGGACACUAGGACCUUGAACUUCUUCGCACACUUUUAAAAAAAAAAAUCUCAAAACAAUAAUAAUUAUAAUAAUUCUAUAUAGCACGUUUUAGUGAUUUUUAACCUAACAUUAUAUUUUCUUCUUGCAUGUAUAGCUGAAAGCUUGAAUCAGCAUAUCAGUUGUAUUGUAAAAGACUUUUUAUGGGAAAAAAAAAUUACAGCAUGUCAUCUUGGAGAAAAGGGUUAUCUGUUAAUGUUUUUUUAUACAUAUUUGUUCAAAUUUUGCUAAAUUUCUAAUCACAUUUACACUUUAAAAUCUUUUAAAAUAUGUUAUGAGAGGUAAUGGUAAAUGUCGUUUUUUCUGCUGGGAAACAAAAUAGAAAAAUGUUUCUUUUUCUGUUUCGAUGGCAGGUGCAUGCACUUGGUGUGUGGCAUGUCAGAAAUUAUAUUGAUUUUUUUUUUAAUACGUAGUAAAUUGCCUUUGCUAGUGACCGACUUUCAAUUUUGUAUCCAACUUAAAAUGAAAGAAAAAUAUGGUUUUUCAAUUAAGCUUUCUAACAGCAAGUCCAGAAAUCUACUAUAAUGGCAGUGAAUAUUUGUAUUAGUACACUAGGUAUUUUUUAUCUACGUUGAUAUGUUAGAGAAAAACACAGAACCUGGGAGUGCUUUGUAUAUUAAAAAUGAACUCAAUUUACUAGGUUAACAUUUUAUAUAUAUGUAUUCCACAAAAAAAUGUAUUACCUCAUAUUCCAAUAGACACGUUGCACUGUGUUAAUAUAAAUGCCCAGUUAAAUACCCUCGUACUUUUUAGAGGUAUUCAUCCCUUUGUUAUAAAUCAAAUUAGCAAUAUAAUUAGUCAUAUUAGAGAAAAGGGGAGAAUUUCUUGAGGCUGCAUGUUAGGAUCAGGGAAUUUCAAGCCAACUGCUAUUCCACUUUGAACAAGUACAAUUGAGACCAAUUGUUUCAACCAACAAGAUGAGAGCGGUCAAGAUGCCCAACAUUGCUUUUAUGUGAAAAGCAUACUUCUUAACUUAUUAAUGUCUUUAAUUAAAUACAAUUUAAGUAAAA